This is a messenger RNA of Helicoverpa zea (corn earworm), 1513 nucleotides long. RefSeq names its product cytochrome P450 4C1-like. Gene Ontology annotation, molecular function: heme binding; iron ion binding; oxidoreductase activity, acting on paired donors, with incorporation or reduction of molecular oxygen. The coding region runs from base 3 to 1370 and encodes 455 amino acids. The record is from RefSeq and is a predicted model, not a curated record. NCBI's taxonomy places the organism in Eukaryota, Metazoa, Arthropoda, Insecta, Lepidoptera, Noctuidae. The transcript is spliced from 8 exons.
UCAUGAAAAUGGGGAGAACAUUGAGCAAUGCAUUUAAAGGAAUCUUCAGAGUGUGGGCUUAUCCGAUGGGAGCUGUUUUUAUUUACAAUCCUGAAGAUAUAGAGAUUAUUAUGUCGGGUAUGAAAUAUGGGGAAAAAAGUUUUGUCUACAAGUUUCUGAAGCCUUGGUUAAGAGAUGGAUUACUGGUCAGCAACGGCUCCAAAUGGCAAGAAAGAAGGAAGAUUCUCACGCCUGCUUUUCACUUCAAUAUAUUAAAGCAGUUCUGCGAAAUUAUCGAAGAAAACAGUCACAGAUUCCUUGAUAGCCUCAAAGAAACUGCUGGAAAACCAAUAGAUAUUAUUCCUGUACUUUCAGAAUUCACCCUGAACUCGAUUUGUGAAACCGCAAUGGGUACCCAACUGGGCGACGAUAAUUCAGGUGCUGCCAAAUCAUACAAAAAAGCCAUCUACGAUAUCGGACAAGUAUUCUUCGAGCGAUUUGUCAGAAUAUACUUAUAUGUUGAUUUUAUACAUAACUUAACCUCAUUGGGAAGAUUGCAAACGAAAUACUUGAAGAUCGUCCAUAAUUUUACUGAAAAAGUAAUUCAACAAAGGCGGGAGUACAUAGACAAGUAUGGAUCGUAUUUGAAUGAAGAACUAGAAGUCGAUCAAGAUGACUCUUAUGUGUGUAAGAAAAAGAAGAAAACUGCUAUGUUAGACUUACUCCUGUCCGCUGAGAAAGAAGGCCUUAUAGAUAAGUUGGGCGUCCAAGAGGAAGUCGACACGUUUAUGUUUGAGGGACACGACACAACAGCCGCUGGUUUGACAUUUUGCUUUAUGUUGAUCGCAAACCAUAAGGAUAUUCAGGACAAAAUAGUACAGGAAUUAGAUGAUAUAUUCGGCGAUUCGGACAGGCCAAUCAAAAUGGAAGAUUUAUCAAAGAUGAAAUACUUAGAGUGUUGUAUCAAGGAGUCCUUGCGGAUGUAUCCACCAGUACACUUCAUCAGUCGCAAUUUGAACGAAGAUACAGUGCUGAGUAAAUACACAGUUCCAGCCGGCACAUUCUGUCACAUCUUAAUAUUAGAUCUGCACUACCGACCCGACCUGUUCAAGAACCCGCACCAGUUUGAUCCGGAUCGGUUCUUGCCGGAGAACAGCGUGGGACGCCAUCCUUAUGCAUACAUACCGUUCAGUGCUGGACCAAGGAAUUGCAUAGGUCAGAAAUUCGCAAUGAUAGAAAUGAAGAUAGCCAUUGCAAAUGUGUUGCGGAACUUCGUGUUGGAACCUGUCACUCGUCCCGCGGAUAUUCGAUUUGUUGCCGAUUUGAUUCUACGAAAUGAUGGCCCGGUGAUCGUCAAUUUCAAAGAAAGACAAAAGACGGCUGCACGUUAGUGCCUUUGUAAUAAAGACGCAGAGAGUACCUACUAUUUUUUCUGUCAUUUAUAUCGUAACCUGCCAAAACUUACAUAAUAUAAUAAACCUAUUUUAUCAACACUGUAUUAAUUUACAUUGUAAGUAUGCAUAGUCAAGCAUUA